CUUGACUUCUCAGCUGAGCGUCUUCCUGGUUUUGUCAACUUGACGUCCUUUUUUUUUUCCUUCUAUUACAAAAGAGUCCAUCUGAACCGGAACACUAAAAACUUGAAAUGUUUCCUCAACUCUGAACAACAACAAAAAUGAACUGCCGAGUUUAGCGUUUGGGUGACGUCCCGACAAAGUGAACAUGUUGAUGCCGUUUCUUUUCUUGGUUUUCACGCAAAAUCAAGUCUACACGCACUCACAAGACCCGCAACUCUCAUCUCUGAGUGCAAUGUUGGACGACUUUGACGUGCUGCCGUCGUCCAGCGUCCACACGCACUCCAUUCGCCGCCGAGACCUGCUGGCCACUCACGUGGAGAAAGAGAUCAGCUUCCACGCAUUGCAAAGGGACUUCCGUCUGUACCUGAGGAACAACGAGCACAUCUUCACCGAAGACUUUUCGGCGUGGGUGGUGGACGACGACGGCGAGCGAAGCCUGAGCGUGGACCGCCACGCCUUCUUCACCGGACACGUCAUCGGAGAAGAAAACUCACGCGUUCAAGCUCACAUGGAUGAUCGCGACUUCUCGGCCCGCAUCCUCACCCAGGAGGCGGAGUUUAACAUUGAGCCUCUUUGGAGGUUCACGUGGCCCUCCGACGGCCGUCUGCUGGUCUACCGCACGGACCGCAUCCGAAACGUCAGCCGAGCGCAGCCCCCGUCCGUCUGCGGCUACGUCAACUCCCACCCCAGCCACCUCCUCCCCGACGGCGUUCGCCGUGCCGCCGAAGAAGCUUCAGAGUCCGCCUGGCGUGCACGCCGUGACGUGCACCCUCACAGUAAGAACACGUGUCCGUUGCUGCUGGUGGCCGACCAUCGCUUCUUUACGCACAUGGGACGCCGCGACGAGAGCACCACCCUCAACUACUUGAUUGAGCUGAUGGACCGCGUGGACGACAUCUACAGGAACACGUCAUGGGACGAGGACUUCUCGGGCUACGGCGUCCAAAUCCAGCAGAUCAUCAUCGAGAAGACUCCGACCCCCGUGGCGCCGGGAGCCAUUCACUUCAACAUGGCCGGAAGUCCCGUGGCCGGUCGAGACGUGUGGGAUGUCAAAAAGCUCCUGGAGCAAUUCAGCGUGGACGUAUCGGAGAAGGCGGCCAACGUGUGCCUGGCGCACUUGUUCACUUAUCAGGAUUUUGACGAGGGCACACUGGGCCUGGCGUACGUGGCGCCCAUCAAGGCCGACAUCCCCGGCGGACUCUGCUCCAAAGGCUGCCCGUCGACCAGCGCCGACGCGGACCCGCACCGCCUCAUCUAUCUCAACACCGGACUCACCAGUACCAAAAACUACGGCAAGACUAUCCUCACCAAGGAAGCCGACUUGGUGACCACUCACGAGCUGGGUCACAACUUUGGGGCGGAGCACGACAACGACCCCGACUGCGCCCCCCAAGAAGACCAGGGAGGGAAGUACGUCAUGUACCCCAUCGCCGUCAGCGGAGAUCAACUCAAUAACAAGGUGUUCUCCAAGUGCUCCAAACGUUCCAUCGUGAAGCGUCUCCGCUCCAAAGCGUCGUCAUGUUUCAAGGAGCGUACAGUCAACGUUUGCGGGAAUUCUCGGGUAGAACCCGGAGAGGAGUGCGAUCCCGGACUUCUGCACUUAACCUCUGACCCCUGCUGCACUGCCGACUGCCGCCUUACACCGGGGUCGCGAUGCAGUGACAGGAACAGCCCGUGCUGCAGGAAGUGCCAGCUGGAGGCCGCGGGUGAGGUUUGCCAGGAGCCCAUCGAAGCCACGUGCAAGGGACGCUCGUACUGCACAGGCUCCAGUCCAGAUUGUCCACCUCCAGAGAACGCUGCGGACCAAACGCCAUGUUUGGACAGCGGCGAGUGUCAGGACGGCUCAUGUGUCCCCUUUUGUCAGGCUGUCCUCAAGCUGGACCCCUGCGCCUGCAACGAAACCACCACCACCUGCAAGGUUUGCUGUCGAGGCAGCGGCGGCAUAUGCGCUCCCUACCGAGAUACGGCCGGUCAGUUCUUGUUCCUGCGGAAGGGCAAACCCUGCACAGUGGGCUUCUGCGACGGCGCGGGGAAGUGCAUGAAGCAGGUGCAGGACGUGGUGGAGAGACUGUGGGACUUCAUUGACAAACUGGACAUCAACACCUUUACCACCUUCCUGGCCGACAACAUGGUCGGUUCCGUGGUGGCCUUCUCGCUGCUCUUCUGGAUCCCCUUCAGCGUGCUGGUCCACUGUGUGGACAAGAAGGUGGACCGCCAGUACGAGCAGACCACCAAGUCUCUCUUCUUCCCCAGUAACGCAGAACUCCUGAGCAGCCUGGAGUCGGCUUCCGUGCGGAUCCUCAAGCCUCCGAACGCGCGCUUCCAGGCUUCCAGCCCCGCACCCCCGGACAGCCCCAAGAUGGCCACCAUCGCCGAGGACGCCGGCGUGGACGAGGCGGCGCUGCAGGAGGCCUUCGGGCGGCCGCAGGGGACAGUGGCGCGUUCCUUCGAGGACCUGACGCAGCAAAGGUUGACGAGCGACGUGGCGCCGCCCGCCAAACUGCGGCAUCAGCGCCGCGCCGAUGCCAAAGAGACGCUAUGUUGACUCGAGAGACGACAUUGUGGCUCAGGAUCUUUGACUCCAGAUGUUGACUCCUCAUUCACAUCACAAUCUUAUCUGUGGAAACAAGAAGGUCACCAAACAACCCGUCAGUUGUCAAAUAUGAAAUCAAAUGAGCCACCGUGUGGAUGUACCUGCCUUGAAACUUGGACGAUGGUCCUUGUUGGACCGCCAUUAAAACCGAACAAAACCAAA
Messenger RNA from Syngnathus typhle (broad-nosed pipefish), 2794 nucleotides. RefSeq names its product disintegrin and metalloproteinase domain-containing protein 17-like. Gene Ontology annotation, cellular component: plasma membrane. Gene Ontology annotation, molecular function: metalloendopeptidase activity. NCBI's taxonomy places the organism in Eukaryota, Metazoa, Chordata, Actinopteri, Syngnathiformes, Syngnathidae. Bases 185 to 2584 code for a protein of 799 amino acids. The record is from RefSeq and is a predicted model, not a curated record. The transcript is spliced from 17 exons. Gene Ontology annotation, biological process: membrane protein ectodomain proteolysis; Notch signaling pathway.